Magnolia sinica is the source of this 958-nucleotide messenger RNA. Its product is annotated as cysteine-rich receptor-like protein kinase 25. The transcript has a single exon. Lineage: Eukaryota; Viridiplantae; Streptophyta; Magnoliopsida; Magnoliales; Magnoliaceae. The coding region runs from base 1 to 819 and encodes 272 amino acids. The record is from RefSeq and is a predicted model, not a curated record.
AUGCAUAACUUCCAAUCGAAGCCGUUGGAUUUCCUCCUCCAUCUAACUUACUUUCUUCUUCUACUCUUCCCUACCCUUUCUCAUGCCCAAUAUAUCAAUCGAAUCUGUUCAAAUAAAGCUAAUUAUACUGCUAACAGCCCCUUCGGAACUAAUCUCAACGAGGUACUUUCCGUUCUAAGUUCCAACGCUCGCUUCUACACCUACUUCUACGACAACAAGGGCGACGAUCCUGCAAUCGCCUAUGGUCUCUACCUCUGCAGAGGGGACAUCACUACUGACCUCUGCAGCACCUGCGUCAACCAGGCCAGUCAAGAAAUCAAACAGAAGUGCGGCAUGACGACAGAUGCAGUCAUAUGGUAUGAUUACUGUACGUUGCGUUACUCAGACCGUAGAUUCAGAUCUGUAUACGAUCCCACAUAUAAUUCUAUAGAUGUGUUUUUAUGGAAUGUGGCGGAUGCAUCGGACCCUCAACAGUUUAAAUCGACAUUGAACCGUUUGAUGAAGAAUAUUUCUUCUGUGGCUGCGUUCGAUCCUUUGGUUCGGAAGUUUGCAACUGGAGAAGCUAAUUCUACGAUCAAUCAGACAAUAUAUGGGUGUGUGCAGUGCACCCAGGAUUUAACUAAUGACGACUGCAACGCAUGCCUGCAAGAUGCUAUUUCUAUGAUUCCGAAGUGCUGUGAUGGAAAGAUAGGAGGGCGAGUUCUUGGUGCAAAUUGUAUUUUGAGGUUCGAGGUCUACCGCUUUUAUGAAUCUUCGGCUGCAGUUACACCAGCCGCUCCAUCACCUCCAACUACUACUGCUGGUAAGCAUCGUUUCUAAGAACUUCGCUAUUGUCACUUAUAAGAAUUUAUAAGAAUUUAGGGUUUAGGGCAUGUCAUUCGAGGAUCAGCCGAGUCAAGUUGAUUUAUACCUCCAACUUGGUUGAGUCACAACUCAACUCAGCACCAAAUGAGCCCGU